Molecule: messenger RNA, 4652 nt
Organism: Tupaia belangeri chinensis (Chinese tree shrew)
Lineage: Eukaryota; Metazoa; Chordata; Mammalia; Scandentia; Tupaiidae
Gene: TAB3
Product: TGF-beta activated kinase 1 (MAP3K7) binding protein 3
Exons: 10
Coding region: 402-2555 (717 amino acids)
Biological process (GO): positive regulation of canonical NF-kappaB signal transduction
Cellular component (GO): extracellular exosome
Molecular function (GO): ubiquitin binding
Source: RefSeq, a predicted model, not a curated record
GGACACUGUCUGCAGCUUUUUGUUCAAGUGUCUCACGGUGAAUUGUAGUAUGUCAAACUGGACAAGGUAUCUUGGUUGAAGUUACACCAAUUGAAAAAUUGGAGGUUUCUAGACUACUGAAAAGAAGGUGUUUUUAGAGUUGGAGAUGUGAAUGAAAUUCCUGUGCCAGGGCUUAUACAUCUUGAGGAUUUUAUCCAGAAAACUACAUCACAUUUGGUCAUUAUGUCUCCUUAGGCUCGUCUUGGCUACGACAGUUUCUCAGACCUUCCUUGUUUUUGAUGACCUGGACAGUGUUGAGGAGUACCGAUCAGAAAAUGACUAUGGUGUUGGAAGAUCACUACUUCUGGAAGGCUGGUUAACAUCCAUUUUCUAAGAGAAACUUGACCACCAUUUGCUCUGGCAUGGCGCAAAGCAGUCCACAGCUUGAUAUUCAGGUUCUCCAUGAUCUCCGACAACGUUUCCCUGAAAUUCCAGAGGGAGUGGUAUCUCAGUGCAUGUUACAGAAUAACAACAAUCUUGAAGCCUGUUGCCGAGCCCUUUCCCAGGAUAAUAGCAAAUACUUAUAUAUGGAAUACCAUAGUCCAGAUGACAAUAAAAUGAAUAGAAACCGCCUUUUGCAUAUUAACCUGGGUAUCCACUCUCCUAGUAGCUACCACCCAGCUGAUGGAGCUCAACUUAAUGGUGGUCGAACACUGGUACAUAGCUCAAGUGAUGGACAUAUUGAUCCACAGCAUACAGCAGGAAAACAGCUGAUAUGUUUAGUUCAGGAACCACACUCAGCUCCAGCUGUUGUGGCUGCUACUCCCAACUACAAUCCAUUUUUUAUGAAUGAACAGAACAGAAGUGCAGCUACACCUCCUUCACAGCCACCUCAACAACCAUCUUCCAUUCAAACGGGAAUGAAUCCAUCUGCUAUGCAAGGGCCUUCACCACCACCGCCACCACCUCCUUCAUACAUGCACAUACCUCGGUAUAGUACAAAUCCAAUUACUGUUACAGUAUCCCAGAACCUCCCUUCUGGACAGGCUGUACCAAGAGCUUUACAAAUUCUUCCACAAAUUCCAAGCAAUCUCUAUGGGUCUCCUGGUUCUAUUUAUAUUAGACAGACAUCUCAGAGUUCAUCAGGAAGACAAACUCCUCAGAGUACGCCAUGGCAGGCCUCACCACAGGGCCCAGUUCCUCAUUAUAGCCAACGUCCUUUGCCUGUUUAUCCACACCAACAGAACUAUCAACCUUCUCAGUAUUCUCCUAAACAGCAGCAGAUUCCUCAAUCUGCUUACCAUUCACCGCCUCCUUCUCAGUGUCCUUCACCCUUCAGCUCUCCACAGCAUCAAGUGCAGCCUUCCCAGUUGGGCCACCCAAGUUCCCACGUCUUUAUGCCACCUAGUCCUUCAACUACUCCACCCCAUCUUUAUCAACAAGGACCUCCUAGCUAUCAGAAACAGGGAAGCCAUUCGGUAGCCUAUCUCCCAUACACACCAUCUAGCUUACCCAAAGGUUCCAUGAAGAAGAUAGAAAUUACAGUUGAACCUUCUCAAAGACCUGGGACAGCAAUCACGAGGAGUCCUUCACCCAUCAGCAAUCAACCGUCUCCACGGAAUCAGCAUGCACUGUACACAGCCACCACACCACCUUCAAGUUCUCCUUCAAGAGGAAUAUCUAGUCAACCCAAACCUCCAUUUAAUGUUAACCCUGUGUAUAUUACAUAUACACAGCCAACUGGACCUUCAUGCGCUCCAUCGCCUUCUCCUCGGGUGAUACCAAACCCAACUACGGUCUUUAAAAUUACUGUAGGCCGGGCAACGACAGAAAAUCUUUUAAAUUUAGUGGACCAAGAAGAGCGCUCUGCAGCACCAGAACCUAUUCAACCCAUUUCAGUGAUACCAGGCUCUGGGGGAGAAAAGGGAAGCCAUAAAUAUCAGAGGAGUUCUAGUUCUGGAUCAGAUGACUAUGCCUACACACAAGCUUUGCUGUUACAUCAGCGAGCAAGGAUGGAGAGGUUAGCAAAGCAAUUGAAACUUGAGAAAGAGGAGCUAGAGCGGUUGAAGGCUGAAGUUAACAGUAUGGAGCAUGACCUGAUGCAGAGACGGCUCAGAAGAGUCAGCUGCACUACUGCGAUCCCCACGCCUGAGGAAAUGACAAGAUUGAGAAGCAUGAACAGACAACUCCAGAUAAAUGUUGACUGUACACUGAAAGAAGUUGACCUCCUUCAAUCUAGAGGAAACUUUGAUCCAAAAGCCAUCAAUAAUUUUUAUGACAACAUAGAACCUGGCCCAGUUGUACCACCCAAGCCAUCUAAAAAAGACUCCUCAGACCCUUGCACAAUUGAGAGAAAAGCCCGAAGAAUUAGCGUGACCUCCAGAGUACAGGCGGACGUCCAUGACACCCAGGCACCAGCUGCAGAUGAGCAUGUAACUGGCUCCAAACAGAGUCCUCGAACGCAACCUCGAGACGAAGACUAUGAGGGAGCCCCAUGGAAUUGCGACAGCUGCACCUUUCUGAACCACCCAGCACUCAAUCGCUGUGAGCAGUGCGAGAUGCCGCGAUACACUUGAAUUCAGAGGAGUGUGCACCGGGUUGAGAGGGAAACUUCGAGCACCCACCAGAAGAAAGGGAACCUGGGGAAUCUAGUCAUCACCCAGCCUUUUCAUUUCCGAUUGCAUGGGGGGAGGAGGAAUGGCACUGUGGCCGCUGUGACCAUGUGAGGAAACACGGGGAGGGUUGGUUGGUUGGUUGGUUUUUUUUUUUCCUUUCGUAACUCAUUGCAGAGUGAGAGAUAAAAGGAAUACUUGAAACUGGGAAAGGAUUCACUCCUGAAAGAAUGUACACAGAGAAGUCAGGCGCUCUCCUGUGGAAUCCCAAUUGUUCAAGUUACUGCUGAGUCGCCCUUAUUUUUUAAAAUAGAGCUUUGAAUCCUGGUGUGGAAUGUUACAGUUUAUGCUGACAAACUGUGAAUUCCCAGAGCAGACAUACCUGGUCACAGUUCUUGGGAAAAACCAAGGCUCCCUUCCCGUGCUUCUUUCUGUUGCUUCCUACUGAAGGAAGAGGACAGGAAAAAGCACCCCAAAUAAUGAUUUGGGGGGGGGCAAGAUAAUAAGGGUAUUUGUAAUUGCUGCUUUUUUCAGGGGUAAUUUCAAACACACGUACACAUUACACAAACAAGAUGUUUUAAAAUGUGAUUUGUAGCAGUCAGGAAUUAGGCAUUCAUGCCCAUUAUUUGAAAGUACAAUCAGAGAUGGAUGAUUCUUUUGGCUUGUACAAUGGUUCAUCAAGCCGUAUCAACACUGGUAACUAAGACCCAAUUAUGUCACAUAAGAGAUAUAUUUUUUAAGUUACUGCAUGCUUUUAUUAGGCCAUCGGUUUUAAAAAUAACAAGUCCUUGCAAACAAUGAUUUUACAAAUGACAUUCUCAUAAAACUGCGCUUUGCCAAUGGCACAGUGAAUGUAUGCCAGAUGCAAGUCCAUUCCAAACCCCAUUUGGAAACCUUGAGCUCAACUGUGGUUCUUAAGCAAUGUCUGCAGUCCAUAGGGCCUCCCCCCAUGUUGUGAUGAAUUCAUGAUGUUUACAGCACAGGUAAUACUUUGUGCCAUAAUCCUAAUUUAGCUGAAAAAAAAAAUCAAUACUAGCUGUUCAAUAAAGAUCUAUUUGCACAUGUGAUGAUAAACCACUGUGAGGGAAAUUACAGUUGGCCGGUAUAAAGUUGCAUACUAUAUUAGUUGGGGAGUAAGGGACAGAUUGUCAAGAAACAUUUUUAAGAGAAAGAGUGAACUUUGAGACAAACAGUUUUAUAAAAUUAACAUUACUGUAUUCAGAGAUUAUAUUGCGUUCAUUCAGGCAAUUUAGGUGAUAUGAACGCGCUCCUUGUGAAACAACUUCAGAGCAUGGAUAACUGAAGAGGUACAAAACCAUGUGACUCACUAGGGUACAUCACUGGAAAAUGAAUAAUAGCAGAUUUAAUUAAAGUCUCUGCCAUUGUUGAACUUCCUUAGCUCAGAAUUGGAGUUUGGAAUCUCCCCUCAUUUUGGUGAAUAUAAUAAACAGCAAUAAAGUUGAUAGGUUUUCCCAUCCUAAAGGAUUUUUACCAGAGGUUGUACCUUGGGAAUAUCCACUCUCCCUUACCAGGUGCCCCCUCCCUGCCACACACACACACACACACACACCCUUCAUGCUGUCAUUUAUAUGCUAAUUUUGCAGUAGUUUCAGGCAGACCUGGAAAAACAAGCUGCACUUAGUAGCAUAAUGAAACCAAAGGCAUAAUAACUUGUCAGUUUUCCAUCAAAAUCAUAGUUUCACACUCUGCCUACAGCUUUGAAAACAUGUUUUUUAUAUGUGGAAAAUUCCCUAAUAUAUAUCCACUUGUCUCCCAAAGUAAGCAUGGUUAUGUCAUUACACUGUUAAAACAUCUCUCGUAUACCACUGUGGCAAAACUGUGAAAAUAAUGGUGAAAAAGCAGAUGGGCUUAAAAAUGGACCUGAGAACAGCAUUCUUUCAAGGCUUUUGUAACACUGGUCUCUGUCAGUCUCUAAUAAAAGUCGAGCAGUCCUACUGUUCUGUAAUAUGCCUUUGCCUUUGUAUGGUUUCAUAUCUCUUUAGUGAUGGUGUACCCUACUUGGUUUUAAGUAAAAUUGAGGGAGAAAAUAUAUAUAUACUG